Molecule: messenger RNA, 2712 nt
Organism: Aureobasidium melanogenum CBS 110374
Lineage: Eukaryota; Fungi; Ascomycota; Dothideomycetes; Dothideales; Saccotheciaceae
Exons: 1
Coding region: 1-2712 (903 amino acids)
Source: RefSeq, a predicted model, not a curated record
AUGCGUGCUCCAGCGCUCCAGCUACUCAGCACCUCAUCAUCUCAGUGCCCCAGUAUCUCAGCGCCUCCGUAUCUCAGCAUCUCAACAAGUCAGCAAGUCAGCGCCUCAGCAUCUCAACAAGUCAGCAACUCAGCGUCUCGACACUCCACCACUACAAUGGAUCAAUCAGAGACGUCGGAGCGUGCCGUGUACGUAACACCUCAUGAUGGAUCCAUAAUCCUGCGACAGAAUGCAUAUGCCGAUCUGAGACCUUUCAUUGAGCAACUAUGGGAAGAUCGUCGCGCCAUGUGCUGCAACAUCUACCUCGAUGAGUUUCCGCGUGGUACUGCCGGAAAAGGCGCCACCAAAGAAGAAGAGGAUGCAUUCCUGCUUGGAUACUUUUCUGAACGCGAAUUCCACCUUCAGGGCGGUCGAUUCCUGAAGCAAGUCCUCUACGCCAUCGCCAAGUUUAACGAAGACAGCGUCCUCUCUCACGCCGAGAAGUGGUGGAGAGAGUACAACUUCUGCGCCAGCUCUGGUAUGGACGCUGCUCAGAUAAGACAAGUUCUUGACUUGCAUCAAGCAGCCAAUUUCCCUGAUUCCUUCUUGAAGCGCGUCGUCCUGCUCAUCAGUGAUGGCUUUAGACGUUUCUAUGGCCCACAGGACCAGCAUUCUAUUGACGCAGCUGAGUCUGCUGUAGAAAUUGUGCCAACCACUGCCGAGCAACACUUCCAGGAGCAGCAGCACAGGCACAGAGCAGUCUCGAUUCAUGACGAUCAUGUCAGACACGGCAAUGGUCGUCCACGCCAGUUCCAUAAGAAAGAAUACCGUGGUCGUAAUCGCCGUGCUUCGAUGAGUCCAAUGAUCACGCCACUACAACACAUGUCUCCCAGCUUCCCUGAGUUCGAUGCUACAGCCCAGUCUUACACACCAGUUGUUGGCUUCCCAAUGCAACCCGAUGGUCCGUUUGUUGGCUACUAUUCGCCUCCGACGUAUGCCCCUGAACCUCGCAUGCCUCCUGAUCUCCUUGGAUCUGCUUACUAUCCUGAUACCAUCGUGCAUCAACGCAAUGGCUCAUUCAGCCAGCGCCCUCGUCCGAGAUUGGUUGACCCACACUCAUUUGCACGAUUCGGUGAAGAACGUUUCGCUCAACAGCGUUCGUAUGCGCCUCCAUACAAUCAGAGAGGCAAUGGCCAUCGGUCCUCUUUCAACUCUACUAGGCCUCGCCGAUCGUCGCUUCGCUCUGGUGAUGCAUGGCAAGGCAGGCAAUUCGAGAGAAGAGUUUAUUCCGACCAUCGCGCUUAUGCCCAUUCAACCGAACGCAACUACAGAACUAGAGAGCACCGCUCUUACUCGGUACAAACUCAAGAGAAUGCCACAACUAUCGAGAUCGAGAACGAUCACAAUGCGUUGCCAUCGUUAUCUGAGGACAAUUCUGUCGACAAGGAGUUUGACAAGCAGGAUAGUUCUCCCAAAACUACCGAGGAUGACAGUUUCCAGACUGCCGUCGAGACCCCCACUGCAACACCCACUGAGAAAUUAGUGUGUAAAAAUGCACAGUCUGUUCCCAACUCGCCUCAUAGCACCCUUGAGAGCGAUGAGGACGCACCUGAUGCUAUCUCCCCUGAUGAUUCUUCUCCUGAUGGUGCUUCCUCCGACGGCAUUUCCCACGACGAUGUUGUCGCUGAUGGUAUUUCUCCUGUAGGCAAUCCUCUCUCCGUCGCACCGUCCGAGAAGGAAACGCUAUGCCAGAAUGCAGAGUCUGUGUCACCCCAUGUCACUACCACCACGGAGAGCGGAGAUACCACAGAUAUUGUACCCAGCGGCCAGCAUUUGACUACAGAUAUCCAUACAUCUCAAAGCACAGCUUCAAAGCCAGGUCCGAAGCAGACUGAGUCUUUCAGCCCUUUCGCACGCCGAGCAAAUAUGAAGAAGGACUCCAAGCAAAAGUUAGGAAAGUCGAAGAGUAAGGCCAAACCUGAGCCGGUGAAGCCGAAGCAAUCGAUGGUCGAUACUCCAGUGAAUACCGGUGAGCUAUGUCAAGAGAGUAUUGAAACUCAUGAGAGGGAUGUCGAUGUCGACAAUUCAAUCAGUGCAAGCGCGAGCUCCUUAACAGAGAUUCGCACAGAGCACGCUGAGAACGACAACAUGAAUGUUGAGAACCCCGGACGCUCAGAGCCUAGGAGUCUCCAAAAGCAAGACGACGACCAAUCGAAGCACCACACAGACUCGGCUACACCACAAAUGCUUUCGACGCUGUCGUCGGUUACCGCACUUCUCAGUGGCGCACUGAGUAGUAUGAGCUCAAACAAGUCGAAGAAGGGAGACGAUAGCUCCACAGCCUCCGUGCAAAAUGAGGUUCCAGCCGCUGCACCCAAGAAGAAGAAGUCAAAGAAGACCAAGAAGAAGAAGAAGGUUAAGACUACCACUCAAGCCCCUGACGGCGACUCUACCGAAACCCUGGCCAACGAGACACCUGUCGGAUCUCCUCCUUCGAGCAAGACGUUUACCUUGCGUGAAAACACCAACAUACUCGAUACUCGUCUGUCGAGCCUGAACAUCAGAGAAGGCUCGAUUGUUGAGCUUCACGAGAAUAAGAUUGGCUACCGCACCCAUCUCCCUGACCAGCAACAAGAGAACCUCUCUUCUAAGCACAACGAACUGGUGGAGCAAUCAAGACGUAAGAUCCAGGAAAUGCAGGAGCAAGAGAAGCUGCUGAAGCAGAGGAAGUAA